AUGUUGGCACAGGGAACUGACUUGGUUGCAUCUGUGAAGGGAAGCAAGAUAUACUUGUACACGCUUUCGUCUGGUAUGAGUCUAGUCACAUGCAUUAAAGGCAAGCUGCAGAUUACAGCUGUUUCCUGCUCUUUAAAUGACUCUUUUGUUCUGAUUGGAACAAUGAAUGGACAGAUAUACUACUACAACACAAGCGAUAGAAAAGAGACUGCAGUCCUAGAAGAGUGUGAGGAGGUGACAAAGAUGUCUCUCAAGAUAACUUCCAUAUUUAUAAUGGAUGACAUAGUCUACACUACCUCAGAAAACGGCAUAAUUCGGAUACUGUCCAUAGAAACAGUGCAGAGCCAGGGAAACCAAAGCGUGCAGAACAAUAGCACAGCUGCUGAGAGUAUUGAAAAAGAGGGGUGGCUUGAAGAGAUGGAGUCACUUGGAGGAGACACUACAGAAACAGCGAGCAUGCACAACAUCAGCAGGAUGGCAGGCGGUGUGCACACUUUUAAGCCCCUGAGAGAGAUAAAGCAUAACACACCCAUCAAUAACGUAGUGGUCUUUGGGGUGAAUAUCUACAUCCUGGACAUGCGAGGAAGGGUCAUUGUGUUUCCGUCAAAAGUGGUGUAUGACAACAUAUCGUGCAUGCACUUCCGAAAGUAUCUAUUCUGUGUCGAUGGAAACACCGUUUUUGCGGAGGUGGGGCAGGUAUUUACAUCGAUAUACUUCGCAGAGAGUAAGAUAAAAGAGAUAGCAAGCACAAAAGAGGGAGGAUAUUUCUUCAUACUCACUGAGACGUCUUUGGAAAUAAUGAAGAUAAACGAGAUGGGAGGGAAAAGAGUCUUUUCGCAGAAACUGGCAAAGGAGAUCAGCAACAUUGUAGUUGACUCAAAAAGAUCGCUGAUAUACAGCAUAGUAAACAGCAAGCCAUCCAGAAUAGACCUAGAAUACGUGUGGAUAGAUCGAAAGAUGGAGAGUCUGAGGAUAGAAGGGAGCACAAUCAAGGAAGUGCGCAGAGAAGAGGAGAACGACGACCAAGGAGACGAGUACUUCGAUAUUCCGUCUGUGAAAGCUGUUAAGGACCAGGCACUCCCAUCCAUUAGGUACUCAAACACCAAGAUAAAUGCGUUUAUGAAAACAGGUGUCUUGGAUGAUGAUGGCUCGAAUGAAAAAAAAAGAGAGAAAGAAGACUCCGAGAUAGAAGAUCUAUUCAACUCAGAUGAAAAAGAGAUAUCUGAUCAUUCAGACGAUAGAGAGCCCUGCGCAGAGACCAUUCAAAAACCCAGUGAAAAUAAGAGCAGAAAACACUGCAUAGUAAACGGGAUGUGUGGUCCUGUGCUGAUAAGCAAUGGCACAGAUAAAAUGCUGUAUUGGUCUUCUGAGUGCACAAUUAGCCUUUCAGAUCGAAUAGAUUACAGCCAGAUUGAAGUGACUGUGCGAAGUACUGCAGUGGAGGUGUCCAUUCUGAAGGAAAUCAAACAAGUGCUACUUUCUGCAGCCUCGCAGCAUCUUCUGCUAGUGUAUACAGAGAAUCUGCUAAAAGUAUACAAAAGCAGUACUGGUGCAUUCACUGAAGGUGCUCUGGUUAAAAAAAUAGAGCCAAAGGCCAAAAUAGAAAGAAUGACAUGUGGAACUGAUUUCUUCUGCAUUGUAAGCGAAUGCGGGCUGCACUCUAAUGUGUCCAUCUACUCUAGGGAUCUACUGGAGAUUUUCAGUUUAGUUGGCGUGGUUAAGGGAAUAGCAUCAAGCGGUGCAUACACAGGAGUUAUUACAGAAGAGGGCGAAGGAGUCUCGGCCAGGCUGUUUAAGUAUGAGGAUGCCUCUGUGAGAUGUGUUACCAGUGCUUACUUUAACAGACUCUCCAUUGAUUUCUGUGGGAUAUCAAAUAACGGCAUUUUUGUCUUUGAGAAUUCAGGGGCUCUGUAUGCUCUUGGACUUGGCAGAAUUAUUGCACUGAGCGGAAGCAUUCCAGGCGUUCCCAUUUCUGUGGUAGCAAAUAACAUAGCGUACUUCAAAGAGAGUGAAGAUGGAUCUAUCUCCCUCUUUCCGGAAACUGUGUUCUAUGCGCCCAUCCAAAGAGAGUGUGUGCUAAACCAAAAGCUGGACAUAUACGCUGAUCUCGAGAAGGAAAUAUCGUCAUGUGAGCGCAUAAGAUAUGAGACAGGUGGAGGUAGUGCACGCGAUUAUUCGAGAAUCACCAGUGCUAGAGCAGAAGAAGAAGAGAAUAAUAUUUAUAUAAGUAAAAGACACAAGCCAAGUGCUUCAGUAGAGCAAGGUAGUUUAGAAAGCAGCCUGGUGCAGCAGGAGACAAGUAAGAGCAGGAUAGAACAUUCUCCAAUGCAUACACCUACAAAGAAAAUACGACAGACCAAUCCCUUUGCUAGAACUGGAUGA
Molecule: messenger RNA, 2382 nt
Organism: Nematocida minor
Lineage: Eukaryota; Fungi; Microsporidia
Exons: 1
Coding region: 1-2382 (793 amino acids)
Molecular function (GO): protein binding
Source: RefSeq, a predicted model, not a curated record